AUGAAUAUCUCUACGCUAUUAGUCAGCACUGCGCUAUUGCUAAGUCUGCUGCAAGCAGAAAGUUUUGUCACACCACCAUCCUCUCCAAAUUCAGUCGCCAAUCGACACGGUGCCGUCGCAGUUCAAGAUGGUGGAUCGGAAACUCAAACGCAACAACAAAAACAAAAACAGGAAGAAGAGGAUUAUCUUUGGCAAAUUCGACUCAAUAUUUUCGAAAAGACCAAAACUGUGACUAGUGUCUGUACUUCUGGAACCUUGUGUACCAUGUCCAGUCAUGAAGGCAUUGAAGGGUCUCCCUUUGGUUCCUUUGUCGAUUACGUCUUGGACGAUGAAGGCAAUCCAGUUCUUCUCAUGAACGAAAUGUCCAUGCACACUAUCAAUAUCCAAAAGAAUUCCAUGAAUGUGGCAAACCACGGGGCUACCGUCGAUGGAUCUUCGCUCGUCACGCUCUUUACACAAUUGGCCGCCGACACGGAUUCCAACAACAAGGGACAAGACGUUUCCCGUGUUUCUCUAACCUGCAAGGUGGAAAAGAUCCCCGACGAUGCCGAAGAUAUGGCUGUCAUUCGCAUGAGAUAUUCUCUGGCGCAUGCCUACGCCGACCAAGUCAUGGACUCUCCCAAGUUUGCCUUCUACCGAUUACUCCCCGAAAAGAUUUACUUUGUCGGAGGAUUUGGUGUCAACUCCAAAUGGGUUGACGUCGAAGACUACAAGACCGCUUCGCCUGACAUCCUUGCCAAGGAAGCCAACAGCAUUGUCAAGAAACUGAACCGCGAAUUCAAGAACGACCUUACCCUCAUGGCCACGCAGUUGCUGGGAGUACAAAACCUGCAAAAUAUCCGCGUCACCAAUGUGGACCGAUUGGGCAUGGACGUUCGGGUGACUUCUCAAAUGGGAACUCGCCGGAACAAGCUCAUGACGGACGAAUUUCGCAUUGGCUUUCGAAUUCCCGUCAUUUCGGUGGAAGAUGCCAAGUCGGAAGUUCUAAAGGUCUUUCAAGAGUCCUGGGAAAAGGCCAAUAACAUUAGCUGGGGCGAAGAUACAGAGACACCGGGAUCAACGGUUCCUAUCAUGAAGAUUGCGGCAGAUGGUUUGGAGUAA
This is a messenger RNA of Cylindrotheca closterium, 1101 nucleotides long. The record is from the annotation of a GenBank genome assembly. NCBI's taxonomy places the organism in Eukaryota, Bacillariophyta, Bacillariophyceae, Bacillariales, Bacillariaceae.